Daktulosphaira vitifoliae (grape phylloxera) is the source of this 707-nucleotide messenger RNA. RefSeq names its product A-kinase anchor protein 9-like. The record is from RefSeq and is a predicted model, not a curated record. The transcript has 3 exons. NCBI's taxonomy places the organism in Eukaryota, Metazoa, Arthropoda, Insecta, Hemiptera, Phylloxeridae. Bases 30 to 707 code for a protein of 225 amino acids.
AUAUAAAAUUAUUUUUAACCCAUACUGAAAUGGAGCUAGAAAAAAAAAAUGCUGUAAUAAAAGAAAUGGAAAUAGAUACAAAAAUUAAGGAAAAUCAAAUUAGAACUUUGAAAAAAGACACUAAAUUAUUAUACAAAGAGAAGACCUCAUUAGAGAAACAUAUUGAAAGCUUAAAAGGAAAUGAAAAUUUAUUAGAUAAUAAAUUGUCUAAUGCAUUGUCAGACAUUGAAAAAAAACAAGAAACGGUUAAAGAACUUGAAACUGUGGGGGUACAAUUAAGAGCUGAAAUUCAGCCAUUAGAAUAUAUGAAAAAAUCUUUAGAAAAAAAAUUAGGGUCUUUUAAAGAAUGUAAUAAAAUACAGUCUAAAAAAAUUAAGUAUUUAGAAAGUAACAACAUUGAACUUUUAAAUGAAUGUAAUAUCUUAAAAGAGGACAAAAAAAUUUUAGAAGAUCGAAUAGAUACAUUAGUUAAAAAAGAAAUAUCUGAUAAAAAUUAUAUUGAGACACUUACCAAUACAAUACAAGAAGAACAUUAUACCCAACAAGAGGUGCUACAAAAAAUCACUAAAUCAAAUGAUUUCAUAAACCAUCUUAAAAAUAUGCAUUCAACUUAUGAAUCCGAAAUAAUAGAAAAAGUAAACAUUUAUCAAAAUACUAUAAAAAGAUUUGAGUCAAAAAAUGUAAAACUCUUUGAAGAGAAUGUGUAA